AUGACAUCCAGAGAAGUGUGGAGCGCUCCUUCAGCCAGGCUGCUCUGUAAUAUCGUUGGGACAGAUAUCCCUGUUAGGAUUUCACCUGAAUUCACAGAGGCCAUAGCGACUGAGGUAUUUGAAGCAGUCACCCCUGUCCUCUCCGUGGCCAUACAAGCCUCAGUGGAUGAACGGUCCUUGAUCGCCACUGCUCCUGCCAACCUCCAGGUGUCAAAGGACAAAGCAGCCAAGAAGACUCUGGCAGGAGCUAUUUCCACCAUGAAAUCCCUCCUUACUGGACGAGGCGCUGUGAUCAAAAGGAGGGUUAUGUCACAACAAGGGUUGGAACCUAACAUAAACAAGAAGCCAGCCAGAGGACGUGAAGACAAAAAAAAUGAGUCUGUGUGGAGGAGGUGUUUCAGGCAGAAGAGAAGGAUCCAGCCAUUUUCACUGGAGGAUCCAACUGAAUCAAAUGGCGCUAAAAAAAGCAAAGAGGAGUCCCGCUCUCCUCUGGCAUCAUCCUCCAUCACAGAGGACCCACCCCUGAAUGAGACCAUGACUAGUGAGAUCCAGGAGGAAGAGGAGACCAAGACAAACGGCUUCUGCAGCAUCUUCUGCAACAUCUUCUCAAAGAAAAAGAAUGAAAAGAAGAAAAAGGAGAAGACGACUCCGUCCAAAAAACUUCCCCUUUGGAUGCGGCUGUUCUGCUGUCCAUGCACCUGUCCACGCUGCCGCUCCUCCCCUUAAGCUGCAGCCA
Lates calcarifer (barramundi perch) is the source of this 736-nucleotide messenger RNA. RefSeq lists its product as uncharacterized. Lineage: Eukaryota; Metazoa; Chordata; Actinopteri; Centropomidae. The transcript has 2 exons. Bases 1 to 726 code for a protein of 241 amino acids. The record is from RefSeq and is a predicted model, not a curated record.